Molecule: messenger RNA, 2797 nt
Organism: Oncorhynchus tshawytscha (Chinook salmon)
Lineage: Eukaryota; Metazoa; Chordata; Actinopteri; Salmoniformes; Salmonidae
Gene: mmp11a
Product: matrix metallopeptidase 11a
Exons: 8
Coding region: 589-1791 (400 amino acids)
Biological process (GO): collagen catabolic process; extracellular matrix organization; proteolysis
Cellular component (GO): extracellular matrix
Molecular function (GO): zinc ion binding; metalloendopeptidase activity
Source: RefSeq, a predicted model, not a curated record
ACGAUGGGCUCACUGUUUGGAUAUGGCUUUGUGAAUAAAACCCACGUCCCUUGGUUUUUCUUCUUGUUUUGCUCCAUUAGUUCUGUCCUCUGGCCAAAUUGACUGCUAGACACUGUGAGACCAGAGAGAUUACUAGCCUCAGUUAAAUAGCAUCCACCUGUUGAAUUAGGCUACAGCAGCUCCACAUCACUGGAAGGCUCCAAUGAAAUGUCAAGUUAGAACGCUUUGAAAAGCCCUCCCUCUUGAAAGGUGAUUGGUUUCUGUAAAGCAUCUGCAAAACAGAGGAGGGUUCCUGAGGACCAUAAAAAAAUGAGAAAAUGAAUACGAUCAGUUCAUGCAAGGUGAGAGUCGCAUCAUCCCCUUGAUUCUCAGCUCAGCACGAGGAAGUUUGUUUGCCAGGAAAGAUAAGCGAGCACAGAAUGGCUCCAGAGGUCUGAUCUCCACAACCUGAAGAAGAGAGGAAGAGCCCAUCCUCAGGACACACUCAAAGACACAGCCUUGACCAGAGGAGACCCUAUAAGAGCAGCCCUGGUAACUAACAGCACUGAGGUGUCUAACCGCCCCCGCUGUGGGGUCCCUGACUACCCCAUGCUGAAAGAUGUCCUCUACAGGGGGACACAAAGACAGAAACGCUUUGUCCUGUUCGGGGGGCGCUUGGAGAAGACUGACCUCACCUACAAAGUGGUUCGCUUCCCCUGGCAGAUGAGUGAGGACAAGGUUCGGCGUGUCCUGCAGGAAGCACUGAGAGUGUGGAGUGAGGUCACACCCCUCACCUUCACUGAGGUCAGCAGUGGAAAGGCUGACAUUGUCAUUGACUUCACCAGGUACUGGCAUGGAGAUAACCUGCCCUUUGACGGGCCUGGGGGCAUUCUAGCCCAUGCCUUCUUCCCCCAGACCCACAGGGAGGGCGACAUCCAUUUUGACUAUGAUGAAGCAUGGACCCUUGGCAACUACAUGGGCACAGACCUCCUCCAAGUGGCUGCUCAUGAGUUUGGGCAUGUUCUGGGCCUGCAGCACUCCCGGGAACCGGGUGCAGUGAUGUCCCCUUAUUACAGCUUCUCCUAUCCCCUGGAGCUGAGCGAGGAUGACAAGCUGGGGAUCCAAUACCUGUACGGCCAUCGUCCACAUAUCCCGCCCCCAUCUCCACUAUCACUAUCACCACCGCCACAAAUCACCACAGAGACCAAUGAGAUCAUUAGUAGUAUCCCUGAUGUCUGCCAGACAGACUUUGAUGCUGUGUCUAUGAUCCGCGGGGAGCUGUUUUUCUUUAAAUCAAGCUAUGUGUGGCGCAUUCGGGAGGGGCGGCUGGAGGCGGGCUACCCCGCGCUGGCGUCCCGCCAUUGGAGGGGGAUUCCAGAGAGCAUUGAUGCUGCCUUUGAAGACCAAUCAGGGAGUAUCUGGUUCUUUCAAGGUCAAAGCUACUGGGUGUUUGAUGCAGAGAGACAGAUCACAGGGCCAGAACCUGUGCGGAGGCUCGGCCUGUCAGUCUCCCACAUCCAGGCAGCCCUGCUCUGGGGCCAGGACAGCAGUUACAACACCUACUUCUUCAAGUCAGGCAGCUACUGGAGGUUCAGCCCCAAGGAGAACCGCGUCCACUCUGUCUACCCUCGCAACAUGCAGGACUGGAGCGGCAUCCCCAGUGAUGUAGACGCAGCCUUCAAGGACCAAUACGGCUAUGCCCACUUUAUCCGAGGGAGGCAGUACUGGAAGUUUGAUCCUGUGGAGAUGAAUUUACUACAGGGGUAUCCUCGCUAUAUUGGAAUGGACUUCUUUGGCUGCCUAAAUGCAUGAAUAAUCAGUAUUAAGUGAUGCCGCUGUCUCAAGAUCAAACCCAAGUCCAGGUUUAGUCCAACUAUGCUCUCGUACUGAUGGUCUUCAAAUACAACAUUGUAAUGUUGUGCAUUUUUUGGGAACAAGACCAUUGCAUCGACAGAGGCUUCUUCAUCUUCUUCCAAAUGUUGAAGAAACAAACUAUUUAGAAAGAGACUUUAUUUCUUUUACUUGAGUGAGUUCCAAAAAAUGUGUGUUCUUCCUCAAAUAUGUUUUUGUUUAAUCAUGAUCUUAACACUUUGAACGGACUAGAUCCUUUUUUUCUUCUCAGGGAAACACAAAUUCAAAUGUUUCCUCAGAGUUUGGACUUCAUGUGCAGCUAUGUACUUGUAUUUAUUUGUUACUGGGUUCGGUUCUAUGGUCAGAAGUUGCGAUGUUCAAGACCAUGUGCUGACAGUACAGUGCCAUCUACAGUCCAGUAUCAACCAAUUGCAGGAGGUUCUUUUUAACUAUAUUAUGAUGUAUAAUUUACUCCAGAGAUGUUGCAUCAUAAACAUGUUUGCUUUAUUCUUAAAGGGAAAUAUGUCUAAAGCACUGCAAUUAAGGUGCUAAAUCUGUUAAUCACUGACAAUCAGGGACACCUUUUGUUCUCAAAUGUUAUGAACACUUACUCACAGUCUUAUAUGUAUGACAUCAAGUACAUUAUCUCGUCACAUUUCAUUUCUCUCUAAGAUUAAUAUACUUCAUUCAAUAAUGUUCCAUCCAUGGUGCUCUCAGUCAGUGCAAAGGGAUGGGGUGAACUUGGUGCUGCAUUAUGUGAAUCUAAGCCAUGAGGAUAAGUUACUUUUUGGAUGACUGCAGUUUGUCAGUGCAGGACACUGAUAUAUCUGCUUUACUGUAAAAUACACUACCGGUCUAAAGUUUUAGAACACCUACACCUAGAACACCUCAUUCAAGGGUUUUUUUAUUUAUUUAGACUAUUUUCUACACUGUAGAAUAAUAGUGAAGACAUCAAAACCAUGAAAUA